Pelodiscus sinensis (Chinese soft-shelled turtle) is the source of this 3369-nucleotide messenger RNA. The record is from RefSeq and is a predicted model, not a curated record. Lineage: Eukaryota; Metazoa; Chordata; Testudines; Trionychidae.
AUGACAGCGCCUUGCGCCUUUGCUGCAGCAGGAAAACAGACUCCUCCUGUAGCCCUGCAGGAGAGGCCCAGACUCAGCAUCAGUGGCACGUGGCUGGGCAGACGUCUCACUUCCUUGCCCAUCCACAACCUUCUUUCUCCCCCCGCCCGCCAGGUGAUUCACGUCACUGGCCGCCUCCGCCCCCGUCUGCCGUCCUUCUCCCACGCCCAUUCAGUCCUGGGCCGAGUCCUGGGGCUGGUGGCCCUGGCUCACACGCUGCCGCCAUCCACGCUCAGCGAGGUGCGCAUCGAGUGCCACAUGUUUGUGUUCCGGGUCAACAUGGACCUGCAAAUCGUGUACUGCGAGAGCAGGGUCAGCGACUACAUGGACCUGUGUUCCUCGGAGCUGGUAGGAAAAAGCUGCUACCAGUUUGUCCAUGGCGAGGACGUGGAAGGAAUCCGGCAGAGCCACUUGGAUUUGCUGCAAAAAGGCCAGGUGGUGACCAGAUAUUACCGCUGGCUACAGAAGAACGGGGGCUUUGUGUGGAUUCAGUCCUGCGCCACCAUCUCGGUCAAUAUCAAGAACCCCAGCGAGAAGAAUAUGGUCUGGGUCAAUUACAUCCUCAGCAAACCCGAGUGUAAGAGCAUGGCCCUGGACGUCUUCCAGCUGCCUGGGAUGCCAGCCCGACAGACCGAUGCCUCCGACAUGUCCGACUUGGAACCAGACUUCAAAGAGAGCGACCGUGGGCCGGAAGGCAAGCAGGGGGAGCAGUUUCUGCCCAAGAUGGCUGGGGCCUUGGCCAAAGGCUACUCCCGGAGCACGCUGGACAAUGGGGCCCGUUGCUCCAUGGCGGAGAACGAUGCCAGCAGCCCGGACACGAGCUACAAGGACGAGGAGACUUCGGAGGAAGCCGGGGCAAGCGACACCGAGCGGCGCCGGGGGCCCCAGAGCAAACGGAUCAAGCUGGAGUUCCAGGCGGAAAGCCCUCCCCACAUGGCCUCGCUCGCCAGCACGGAGGAGUCGGACAGCGGCAGCGAGAAUAUGGCAGCAGGGAGGAACGCGGGGCCGAGCCGGCCCUGCACAUCAGAAUUUGCCUCCGUCAUCCAGACGCAGAGGAGCUACCCACCGAAAGCCGGCGCGGCGCUUAGCAUUAAGACGGAGCAGAGCCAGGCUCCCAAGUACGACAAGGCCUCCCCGUGGACCUACCCCUCCGCCCGGGAUGCCCACAAGGGAGCCGCCUACACUGUGAGCAAAGCACUUAGCCUGGAGAAGCCCAUUCUGAGGCAAUCCUCUUCCCACUUGUACGUCUCCAUCCCGGACUCAGUGCUCACCCCUCCGGAGAUGGACAGCAGUGGGGGCUUGGCUAAGGCCCCCUUCAGCACCUCCCCCCGGGCGGUGCUUCCGGCCCCUUCGGCCGAGACGCUCUCUCCGCCGCUCUCGGGUUCGCCCUGCGAGGAGAGGACCACCUCGACACCCUUUGCCCCCCUGGUCUAUCCCGGCGAGAUGGAGGCGCUUCAGCGAUUCCACGCGGGGAACAUGGUCCUCCCACUGGUGCAUCAGCUCGGUGGGCACCACGGGCUCGCCAGCACCACGGGCUCCCAGAGCCUCUACACCACCAGCACUAUCCGGUACGCCCCUGCCGACGUGACCCUAGCUGUGCCCGGCGGUGUACUGCCCGCCUCCCAUGCAAUCAACCUCAUGGACAUCAGCAGCCCGGAGUCCAAGACCUCCAUGGAACUCAUGUACCAUCACAUCCAGCGGCUCAACAUGGUGACGCCCUUCGGGAACUCGGCCGGCGCCACCGGUCUGGCGCAGCUUUCGGGCGCCGCGGGGGGCGUGUUCACGGCCGCCGAAUCCUUGUUCUCCACGCUGCCCUUCUCCAUGGCCGGCGGAGGCAUCCACAGCCUGUCCGCCUCGGAGCGCAAAGAGGACUGAGCCAUGGGGCUGCUCCGGAGGCUCGGUAGAGACGCCACCCCGCGCUGACUCUGCGCUGACGUCCUUGCGCCUUUGAAACUCAUCUCCGGGUCUCGCGCCCGCAUGAGCUGCCGGCUGCUUCGGCAGGGAAAAGUCUUUAUUCUGGACUCAAUCCUCGUGUCUCGUUCCCCUCCCCCCAACUAAAUCACAGCACAAAUCAGUAGAGAAAAACGUGUUCCCCAUCAGUAUUCUCCGCCUUGCUUCAGAGCUCUCCCCUCCUGGGCCAGAUGCUCCUGUUACGCUGGUGUAAAUCCAAAGCGGGGCCAUGAAUUCAUCCAGAUUCACACCAGAGAAUGGAAUCGGCACUUCUUAAAAUCAGCUGCCCUGUGGGGAAAAGCCGGGGCCACAGCAAGCACUCGUUUCCCCUCCUUGCUGAUUUAAAUCUUUAAUAGCAGGAGGAGCUUCCUUCACCUCUUUGCCCUUUCUCCCAUGAAUGCAUAAUGGUGCAUGGGAAAAAGGACGCUUUGCGCUCAUCGUGUGGCCCGGUCCCCCACUAAUUUCCAUAGCAAUUGCAGCCGGUGGAGGGUCUGGCCCGUGGUACUUUUCCCGCGUCACAUUGCUGUAUCAAUAUUAAUCAAUCCUCACUGAGUGUCAUCCGCGUUGUUGCAGCGGGGGGGGCCGGAUUCUGUUCCUGUUCUGUUACCCGGGGUAAAAUCUGGAGCGGUUCCAUGGUAACCGAGAGCAGAAGAGGGUCUGGGGAAGCGAAGACAAAGAGAGAGCAACGCAAAUUGGAGCCAGUGGAUGCAGCUACCCAGGAAAUCUGUGGGGCAAACAGGGCAGGGAGGGCAUGAGUAGCAAAGCCAGAGGCUUACCCUGAUCGACAGGGAAGGAAAAAUGAGGUGGCUGACUAGGCCCGGCCCUAGAGCAAGGCGAGCAAGGCAAAGGCCUGGGGCCCUGUGCUACUGAAUAUUCACCAUCCACCCGCUGGGCCUGGGGCCCCACUCCCAGCAUCUUGCGUUGGGCCCCCAAACUCUUUGGUUGGGCCUGUGGCUGACAGUCUCUCCUUAGCUGCUUCAGGGUGUCCGACAAAGCAUCCAUCCCGCACCGCCUCCAUCUUCUACCUCCCGGUGGCUGCUUCUCUUAUGCCUCCCGACCCUGUUGGCCUCUUCGACUUGGAAGUUCCAGUCAUGUCGAGAGCUACAGAGCACACAGCUAUACCCUGGACUCACUGGCCACUUCUGCCUGUUUCCUGACCCGUCAAGCAGUUUGGCCCAGCGAUAUGUCAGGGCGAGAUAUGCUCAAGUGCUUUCCCCGGCAGAUUAUUAGCGAAAGAGAGAGAGAGAGUUUUGCUCUUUGGGAGUGGUUGGCAGAGGGCGGAUCCCUUGGUGAUGGUAGGGUUGCCAGUGGUUUAACAAAAAAUACCGAACAUCCCCUUCCUCCCCAAAAAAAGCCACCGGGAAAAAAUUAUUUUGAGGG